Messenger RNA from Callorhinchus milii (elephant shark), 6983 nucleotides. Its product is annotated as pappalysin-1. Lineage: Eukaryota; Metazoa; Chordata; Chondrichthyes; Chimaeriformes; Callorhinchidae. The record is from RefSeq and is a predicted model, not a curated record. The transcript has 27 exons. The coding region runs from base 213 to 5054 and encodes 1613 amino acids. Gene Ontology annotation, molecular function: metallopeptidase activity.
GAGUUAAAGCUAUAAAGCUGAGUGGAUGUGAGUCAUGAGGCCCGGCAAAGUGAAAUUCCUGUCGGAGGGCUGUGAAGAUGUGAAUGAGGAAGGAGGCCAGGCUGAGUGCGUCCAAAACUAACUUACAAUCCUAAUCAAAUUACCGAAAAAAACGACGAAAACAGCAGUAAGUACUUUGCGAUGAACAAGAUCUUGAGACGCUCCGAGAUGAAAUGAACAAAGACGUAAAAGAGGCGCGCAGCGAGCUCCAAAACAUGGAAGCGGCAAUCGAGGAUUAUAUCCGGAAUGCUGAGCAGAGUACAGAGGCAUCGGUAGACAAGGAGUUAUCAAAAGAUGACUUGAAGGAAGAAUUACAGAAGCUAUUGUUACAAGCUAAUCUCCUCUCCUCUUGUCCUGAAUGUGCUGAGACACUGUUCCCAAGGACACCAGCAAGCCUCCGUGGUGGGGAAUAUCAUCAUACUCUGCGUUCUGUUUUCAAGGGCAAAGAAAGCCUGGUAAAACAAUCUAGAGAAGAGGGUAUUCAAGAGUCUCACUGUGCUUCGCCAAAUAAAAUGUACAUGAAUGUUUAUUUUCCAACCAAUAAAUAUGGCACUAUAUCAUCAGGACUUUACGACAAAUGCUCUUCAUCAUCCCGUGACAGAGGAUGGGCAAUUGGAAUUCAGUCCGUAAGUGAACUGGGCAACAGGGACCCUCGGUUCUACUUCUCUCUAAAAACCGAUCGAGCUCGCAAAGCCACCACCAUCACCGCCCACGAGACCUACCGCAUUAACCAGUGGACGCAUUUGGCGGUGACGUACGACGGACGAAGGAUGAAGCUCUACGUGAACGGGGCCCAGGUGGCUAUAAGCAACGAACAAGUAGGAGACAUCUUCAGCCCUUUGACCAGAAAGUGCAAAGUGUUGAUGCUGGGCGGAAAUUUCUUGAAUCAGAACUACCGCGGUAACCUGGGCGACUUUAGCGUGUGGAGCAGAGGAAGAACUCAGCGGGAAAUAAUCCAAGACAUGAGACAGCACCCUCCAAAGGGUAGUGAUCUGAUCCUUCAUGACAGCUUUGACGAUGUGAAGAGCCAUUGGUUAACGGUGAAAGACGGCAGCUACCCCCAAACAGAGCCCAAGCAUCACAAUGAGUGGUCGUCAGGGACCAUCUUGGAACCUUCCCCCUGUGGCCAAACAGUGUGCGAUAACGUCGAGGUCAUCACGAACUACAACGAGCUCUGGAACUUCCGCAGGCUAAAGACUGUCCGCUACAGGGUGGUCAACAUCUACGACGACCACCACCGGAAGCCCACGGUCACCAAACAGCAGAUCGAGCUCCAGCACCGGCAUCUGAACGAGGCUUUUUGGCGAUACAACAUCACCUGGGAGCUCACGGUCCUGGACGUCAAGAACUCGUCGCUGAGAAACCGCCUCAUCCUGGCCAACUGCGACAUAAGCAAAAUAGGCAACGCGGUCUGCGACUUGGAGUGCAACCACGUGCUGACAGGAAACGAUGGCGGAGAUUGCAAACACUUCAAGUGUUUCUCUUCGUCCAAGAAGCAAGGCGACGGGGUGUGUAACAUGGAGUGCAACGCUGACUUGUAUAAUUUUGACGAAGGCGAUUGCUGCAAACCGGAGGUGACGGAUGUAACCAAGACGUGCUUUGAUCCCAGGUCACCCCACAGGGCCUAUUUGCACGUGAAGGAACUGAAGAACAUUCUGAAACUGGAUGACGGUUCAUCUCUCAAUAUUUUCUUUGCCAAUUCGUCGGACGAAGAGCUUGUUGGAGUUGCCACGUGGCCGUGGGACAAAGAGGCCUUAACCCAACUAGGUGGCAUUGUGUUGAACCCUUCGUUCUAUGGACGCAUCGAUCACACUCACACCAUGAUCCACGAAAUCGGCCACAGCCUGGGGCUGUACCAUGUCUUCAAGGGCAUAUCUGAAAUCGAGUCGUGCAACGAUCCGUGCAUGGAGACCGAGCCGUCGAUGGAGACGGGAGACCUGUGCGCCGACACCAACCCCACGCCCAAGAACAAACAGUGCCGUGACCCCGAGCCUGGCAACGACACCUGCGGCUUUGGCCGUUUCGUCAACACACCUUUCUCCAAUUUCAUGAGUUACGCGGAUGACGACUGCACCAAUUCCUUUACCCCCAACCAAGUGGCAAGGAUGCACUGUUACCUGGACCUAAUAUUCCAGAGUUGGCAGCCCCCCAAGAAACCGCCGCCUAUCCCGGUGGCCCCCGAGAUCAUACACCAGACGGCGGGAUCUGUGCUUCUCCAAUGGGUUCGUCCAGUCAACAAGCACUUUUACGAGAGAGAAGUGGGAUCAGUGUGUGAGGCCUGCAGUGAGCACGGAGCCUUGGUUCAGUACACCUACAAGGCUUCGUCUCCCCUACCUUGUGACUCAUCGGGACACUGGAGCCCCAGGGAAGCAGAAGGACCUCCUGAUGUAGAGCAACCCUGUGAAAACAGCGUCAGGACUUGGAGCCCAGACGCUGGCGUAGAUCAGAAAACAAUUCCCCCCGCCUGCCCGGAACCCCAGGGAUGUUACUUGGAGCUGGAGUUCCGCCACGCGCUAAUUCCCGAUUCCCUGACUAUCUGGGUCACCUUCAUGUCCACCGAGUGGGCGGCUCACGGAGCCAUCCACAACGUCAAGCUGCUGACCGUGAGUGGCAACAACAUCUCCCUGGGACCUCAGAACGUGUUCUGUGACGUGCCCAUUACUGUCAAGCUCUCGGUCGCGGAGGAGGUGUACGGGAUCCAGAUUUUCACCCUGGACGAGCAUCUGGAGAUCGACGCAGCCAUGCUGACCUCAGGAGCCCAGAAUGCUCUGUGCAAACAGUGCCAACCAGUCCAGUACCAAAUCAUCCGAGACCCACCUUUUAAGGCGGGAAGAAGCAUCACCGUCCUGGGCAGACGAUUUGAGGACACGGAAGUGAAACAUGGGAUUCUGUACAAGUAUCAGGUGGUAGCUGUGGUGGGCACGGACGAAAAUGAACCCUCUCCAGAACUGAUCCACGUGCAUGGAGCUGCCUACUGCGGUGAUGGUGUGAUCCAAAGGGAAAUGGGAGAAGAUUGCGACGACAAGAAUAAGGCGAAUGGCGAUGGCUGCUCCAGGUUUUGUCGGCAGGAACCAUCUUUCAAGUGUAUGGACGAGCCGAGUAGGUGUUACUUUCACGACGGAGACGGAGUGUGUGAAGACUUUGAGAAAAUGACCAGCGUGAAAGACUGCGGUCUCUACACGCCGAGUGGGUUUAUGGACCAGUGGGCCAUCAAUGUUUCAGUCUCGCACCACCAUGAUCAAUACUGCCCUGGGUGGGUGAUAAUCGGUCAUCCAGCGGCUACUAAGGUGUGCAAAACCAGAACCAUUGACUUGCCUGACGGAGUGUCCCAAUAUGCUUGGUUUCCCUGUCUGGAGGCAAUUCACAGCCUUCCAUUCAAGUUCUGGCUGAAGGCUUACUUUGCUCAGCCGAUGGUGGCUACCGCAGUCAUUGUCUACCUGGCUACAGAUGGAAGUAGUCUCAUGAAUCAAAGACAGGAAUCAAUUGCAGUUCAGUUGGUUGACACAAAGGAUCAGAAUCACAGCCUGGGAAUGCACCUUUUGAAGUGCAGGAACAACCCUCUCAUUAUUCCAGUCAUGCACGACCUCAGCCAGCCCUUCUACAGGACCAGAGCCAUCCUAAUUACCUUCCAUUCACAAAACGUCGCAAUCUCUGGGGUGGCCAUGCGCUCCUUCCACAACUUUGACCCCGUCACAAUUAGCAGCUGCCAAAGCAGUGAGAUGUACAGCCCCGCAGAGCAGAGCUGCGUCCACUACUCCUGUCAAGCCACAGAGUGUCAAGAGUUGAACCUUAAACACGCAGAGCUGAACUGUACGGGUAGCGGGCAUUAUAACAGCGAUCAGUGUACGUUGACCUGCCAUCGAGGUUACAUGCUGCACAGCCGAAGAGAUGAGGACGCUUCCAAAUGGCAGCCUGAAACGUCAAUGACAGUGACUUGCACAGACGGGAAAUGGAGCAAGCAAGUGACCUGUGAGCCGGUGGAUUGUGGCAUUCCUGACCAGUACCACGUCUACCCUGCAAUCUUCUCCUGCCCUGACGGGACCACGUUUGGCAAAAAAUGCACCUUUCAAUGUCGGCCACCAGCCCAACUGAAAGGGACCAAUAAAAGUCUGACCUGCCUAGACGAUGGACUCUGGUCUUUCCCUGAGGCUCUUUGUGAACUGAUGUGUUUAGCUCCUUCUGCUGUGCCCAACGCGAUAUUUCAAAGCAGCCACUGCCAACAAGAGAGGCACAAAGUUGGCUCAUCGUGCAAGUACAAGUGCAAGCCAGGUUACCAUGUUCCUAACCCCUUGAAAAAGAUAAGGAAGAGGACCUUUAAGAUGCGCUGCACGGAGGACGGGAGCUGGCAGGAGGGGGCUUGCAUCCCCGUGAUGUGCGAGGCACUCCCAGACAAAUUCCACGGCGUUCACCACUGCACCAACGGCUUCCAGUUCAACAGCGUCUGCUCGAUAAACUGCAGCGAGGCCAAGGACUCUGAAUCGAUCCAGAAUGUGGUCCGCUGCAGGAAAGACGGUACGUGGAAUAGCUCGCUGAUAGUCUGCAGUUCAAUGAAUGGAGAAUGUGCACCACCUCAUCGACUCAAUGACCGGAUCAGGCUGAACUGCACAGACGGUUACGGCAUAGGUGCUGAAUGCACAGUGUCGUGUUUGCUCCGCCAAACCGACCCGGUUCUCUUAGCCAGCAACAUGACCUCAGACGACGUGAAAUAUUGGAUGAAUCCUUCCAAGGCAAAGAAAAUUAUCUGUACGGCAGGACUGAAAUGGCAUCCAGCGCCUGAAAACAUUCACUGCAUCAAAACGUGCGAGCUUUACAUUGGGGACAACUACUGUGACGGAGGGAACAACAGAGCUUACUGCAACUACGAUGGAGGAGACUGCUGUGCCUCUACACUCAACAGAAAGGUGGUGCCGUUCCCCAUGUCCUGCGAGCUGAAUGGUGACUGCGCUUGCCGAGACCCAGUGGCCCAAGAGAACGUCAAGGGGAAACGACAGCGUUUCCGUUACAGUCACCAUUAGCGGGCGGGGGGAGGGGGAGAGGGGGGAGCGAAGGAGGGGACACUGAGAGCGUAACAAAAUCACACACACACACACACACACAGCUGAAGGCAGACUGGAAGAGCCACUCAUUCCUUGCUGCUUCUGGGAGAAUCUCUCCGGUCGAAUAAUAAUCACACACACACACACACACACACAAAAUAUUCUGCUAAUCUGCUUUUUGUCUGAAAGCUGGAGUGAAAGAGGGAAAAAAAAACCUAACAAAACAGACACAAACGACACAUUGAAUGAAACGAACAAGCCUCCCUCCCCUCCCCUCGACCCCCGAAAAAGAAAAUAGCAUGUUUCUCACAGUUUCAUACUUGCUCGAGUGGCCUUUCCUGGCUGCACUAUCUAUAUUUGAAGGAGGAUAAAAGAGAGUGAGAGAGAGAAAGAAAGAGAGAGAGAGAGAGAGUAAGAAAUAGAUUCAAAGUCGGUCGAAAAAAAUAUAUAACCCCCCCAAGGUCCAAAUUACAGCAGAACGUGUUUAGAGACAGGGAAAACAAACAGUUCAGAUAUCACAGUAAAGAUGAUUGUCCAGAGGAUUAAGAAUAAUAAAUAUAUUAAAAUAUUGCAAAAUUCCGAAAGGAAACAGCUGUGUUACCAUAGCUGCUGCUGCUAUUGCCAGACGACCAAUACAAGGACAGGUCAACACCAAACCCAAUGUCAGUCUAUCUGCCUUAAGCAAAACCUUUAUAACCUCGUUUUAAAGCCCUUUGAUUUCAUCUCCGGAUUUUCUUCGAAAAACAAUGCAGCCAAAAGUAUUUUGCCGCGGGUUUAACCAAGUCCUGUUUGGAGGGACAUCCCGACAGCUUCUUGUCCUUCUCCGUGUCCAUCUUUCACGGCCGACCAGCCUGUCAAGCGUUUUUUUUUGGUUGGGUCAGCGGGUUUCCAACAGCAAAGUCGGUCUCUCGGUGAAGGUGUGUGGAACUCCACAAGUGAACCGUAUUUAGAUGUUUUGCUGAAGGGAUAAAACCUGAACCUGGGAUGGGAGGUUAACGUACGAAGCCAAUGAAACGGAAAUGUUACGUCUUAUUAUUAAAUGUGAACAAGCCUCAGACGCUGGGGAUAGUAAGAGUAUAAUGCAGAGGGGAAGCUAACGAUGCGAGGAUGGGCACAUCGUCACAAGGAGACCGACUGUCAGGGCAGAGAGCGUCCUUUACAUGUUUAUACUGCCACGUCUAUUGUCAACGAAGCCAUGGACUUGAUGCGGAGACCGUGCUGAUGGUUUAUGAGAGGUGGGAGGGUGGGUGGCAAUGACACCACAUGGUGUAAGAUGCCUGCGGCCGAUAACUGAGAUCGAUAGUUGCCAAUUCUGUCCCGAAGCCCUACUUCGGAGAGCCCAAAGCAUCGGCCAUUAUUCCCACGUCAACCGUUUGCUCCGUGUGACCUCAGCGUGAAUAGCGAGCCGAAGAGGGCUUGUAAUAUCGGCGGGGAUCACCGAAGCAACGGUCUCCACUUCCACAGCAAAGUGUUUGUUUCCGUGACCGGCUCCCGCCCAAUUUAGAUCAACAUUCCAGACUUUGGAAAUAACAUCAAACAACAAAAAAAAAACGCUGAGGCAGUCAGGGUCGGUUUAUCCGAACGAUGGACAGGAAGGCUGCAGCGGCAAAUUACUUUUGGCUGGUGGUCGAGGUGUGUGAAAAGAUGGGAAAAGUAUACGUCAAAAAACAUGCCAAUUUCAAAGGGAUUUUAAAAUGGGUUCCAGCUACCUCCCUUCUCCAUUUUUGCCUGGUUAUAACUGUCGGUUCUUAUAGGUUUUACCUGUGUUAUUUUUAAAUAAAUAAUAAGAAAAAAAAGAAAGAAAAUUCAUGCUGCAAACUCACGACGGACGAGGUUGUGCAAACCGCAUGGACCGAUAUAAAACUACCACACCUUAGGUUUAGUAGAAGACGGAAAAGAAACUCAAAA